Clunio marinus is the source of this 312-nucleotide messenger RNA. The record is from the annotation of a GenBank genome assembly. NCBI's taxonomy places the organism in Eukaryota, Metazoa, Arthropoda, Insecta, Diptera, Chironomidae.
AUGAAUUUUAUAACUUCUAAUGUAAGACACAAACACAAUAACAUGAGAUUUGUCAGCAGCAACUUUCCAACCCUCACGAUUCUUAUUUUCGGUAGUGAUAACACUUCACAAAUACACGCGGUCUGUCGCAGAUUUUUUUAUUUUGCAAAACUUAUUCACUUUUAUGUCUACACACUUAAAUAUUGUUUUCGUUUGAUGUGUUUAUUGACUAAUUAUAGAGUAACACUCGUUUUAACAAUUAAAUUGAUUUUACCACCGUUUUCGUCCGUUAAUUUAAGAAAGCAAUCAAAAAAUUUGCGCAAUCUUUACUGA